Odontomachus brunneus is the source of this 1317-nucleotide messenger RNA. RefSeq names its product GPI mannosyltransferase 1 (gene PIG-M). Gene Ontology annotation, cellular component: membrane; glycosylphosphatidylinositol-mannosyltransferase I complex. Gene Ontology annotation, biological process: GPI anchor biosynthetic process. The coding region runs from base 40 to 1218 and encodes 392 amino acids. NCBI's taxonomy places the organism in Eukaryota, Metazoa, Arthropoda, Insecta, Hymenoptera, Formicidae. The record is from RefSeq and is a predicted model, not a curated record. Gene Ontology annotation, molecular function: alpha-1,4-mannosyltransferase activity; GPI mannosyltransferase activity. The transcript has a single exon.
UCUUCCUCUGUCUUAUUCGUAAUCCGCAGCACGAAGACAAUGGACGUGAUACGCAAGAUGCGUAUUGCUGACUGGUCGUUCGCGUCGCACUGCUGGUUGGCGUUCGUCAUACGACAACUUCUGAUAGUGUACGCCAACAUUCACGACGAGCUGUUCAGUGUGCCGUACACGGACGUGGAUUACAAAGUAUUCACGGAUGCUGCCAGGCACGUAAUAGAGGGAAGAUCGCCUUUCGAGCGUCAUACCUAUCGCUACUCGCCGUUUCUGGCCUGGCUGUUGACGCCGAAUGUUAUAUUCCACUCGGACUUCGGCAAGUUGCUGUUCUCCGCAGCGGAUAUACAAAUAGCGAUCUUGAUCAGACGCAUUCUCAAACGGCAGCAGUGCAACGCGACUACGAGGGACUUAUGUGCACUCUUAUGGCUCUACAACCCACUGACCUUGGUGAUCUCAACGAGAGGCAACGCGGACUCCUUAACGGUCCUCUUGGUCACUCUCACGUUGGACCUGCUGCAAAGGGGUCGGCUCGUGUCGGCUGGAUUGCUGCACGGAGUGUCAGUACACUUCAGACUGUACCCUAUGAUGUUCAGUUUGCCGAUGUAUUUGUCCCUGUGCAAGGAUAAUCGCUUUUGGCCGAACAGGAGCCAAUGGAAAUUUUCAUUUAACUGCGUGCUGUCGAUCGUUGCGCUGACUGCCAUCAGUUAUCAUCUGUACGGCUUCAAAUUCUUGCAGGAGAGUUUUUUGUAUCACGUAACGCGCAAAGAUACCAGGCACAACUUCUCCGUGUAUUUCUACAUGCUCUAUUUGUCCGCUGAUCAACCGCCCGAUGUGAUCCAGAAGGUUUUCACCUUCUUGCCGCAGUUACUGCUACUGCUGAUCACGUCGUACUAUUAUUCGGAGAGGUCCAAGUUGCCCUUCGCCAUGUUCAUCCAGGCAAUCAUCGCGGUGAUGUACAAUCCGGUGUUGACCUCUCAGUACUUCUUCUGGUUCUUAUCUCUGUUACCAUUGUGUUUGCCGAAUAUCGACAUGAGUAUAGAAAGAUGCGUGGCUCUGACGGGCAUUUGGCUCGCGAAUCAAAUCGAUUGGCUGGUGGCGGCUUACUUGUUGGAAUUCCAAAAUUUCAAUACGUUCAUUUACCUUUGGUUGUCGGGCUUGUCGUUUUUCGGGAUUAACGUGAAAAUCUUGAUAGAUAUCAUUAGUCAUUACAAAGUAGUUAAUUAGUGCACUUGUUUCCAGGUGAGACUUAUUUCAGGUUUCCUUUAAAAUGUUAUCCUUUGUAUAUGCAUUUGUGAGAAAUAAAAAAUGCCUUUGAGAGCGCAA